AUGGUAAUAACAGAUGUUAAUAAUGUCGAUGCUGAUGGUGAUGAUGAAGAUGGUGAUGAUGGUGAAGAUGGUGAUGGUGGUGGUGAUGGUAGUGAUGGGGAUGAUGAUGAUAGCGUUGAAGAUGAUGGUGGUGGUGAUGGUGAUGAUGGUAGUGGUGGUGGUGCUGCUGAUGCUGACAAUAAUGGCGGUGAUAAGGAAGAGAGGGAGGAUAGCAGUUCCAAGAGGGAAAAUAAAGGAGGGAUGGAGGAGCAAGUGGAUGAGUACAGUGUUAGAAGUGAGGAGGGGAUGGUGACAAGAUGGGAAAAGAAUAUACUGAUUCCAAUUACAGCCUCAGCAGUAGGGGAAUACUCACUGAGUGUUUUAGGCACCGGUGGCUUGAUGAUCAACCAAACGGAGAGCUUGCAUUUCAAUAUUGAUCACUUCUCCAUCUUUGUGCAAAGCGACAAAGCUAUCUACAAACCAGGCCAGACAGUGCACUACAGAGUGCUUGCUGUUUAUCCAGACUUGAAACCAUAUUCAGGACCUUUCACAGUAACAGUCAGUGAUGGUAAUGGUAAUGCGAUUAAUCAGAUGAUAGACAAGAUGCCCAAUAAGAAUGGAAUCCUCUCUGAAGAGAUGGUGAUGUCUGACAACCCUGUUCUAGGUGACUGGAUGAUCAAAGUAGAAGCAGAGGGUCAAACCAAGGAAUACACUUUCAAGAUUGAUGAAUAUGUACUGCCAAAGUUUGAAGUUUCCAUUCAGGCACCUACAUUCUUUGAUCCAUCAGAUGAGGUUAUUUCUGUUAAAUAUAUUGCCAAAUACACAUUUGGGAAGCCAGUAGAAGGGACUCUGUCGGUAGGUGUGAAAUUGCGAUACCAGCCCAACUCAAGACAGUUGCAAAGAAGAAUACAGAUAUCUCCUAAUACUGUAGAAACAGAAAUUAACUUCAAAACCAGCGAGCUUCUCGACCUCAAGAGACAACACCUAUUUGAUAGCCAGCUAUCUUGGUAUGAGAAUGAGAUGUUAGUAUUCACGGCCAAUGUAACCGAGACCCUGACAGGUAUUAUGCAGCAAGCUGAUGAAGCCACCAUCUUCUACCACUCCAGACCUAUCAAAGUCGUAUUCCAGGAGUCUAUCAGCCGCUCUACAUUCAAGCCAGGGCUGCCUUAUCGUGUCUAUCUGGUUGUCACCCGUCAGGAUGGUUCUCCUUUGACGGAAGAGGAACGUCAACGAGGUCUUAAACUGGAUGUUUGCAGGGGUAAUGACUGCAUUCAAGAGAAUCUUGUCAUAGACCAACAAGCCGGUGUUGCAGAGACUACCAUAGCCUCAUCCAACAAAGAAACAUCCAUCCAACUUUGGGCGGAAUACAGAGGAGUCUCACAGAACAGGGUGAGUUACGGGACACAAUACGACCGUCAGUACAAUCCAGUGGAUCUCCCAGCUGGCUCCUACAUGGUUACUGCCUCAAAGUAUCUUCAGAGGUCGAAUUCUCCAAGUAAUACCUACAUCCAAGUCAGUCCAGACAAUCCUGAUGCACUUAGGAUUGGUUCUAUGGCUUCAUUCAAUGUUCAAUCAACCAUAGUUCCAGGAAAGCUCACUUAUCAGAUCAUAUCUCGUGGGAAUAUCUUGGUCUCUGAAACUAUCUCUGGCCUUACAGGACCAGAAUAUGUCAUCGAAAAACAAAUAACAGCAGAGAUGUCCCCUAAGAGCAAACUCAUUGUUUAUUUCCUGACUGACUCUGGAGAGGUGGUCCUUGACAGUCUUGAGUUUGUAGUCAAUGUGGUCUUUCAUAACCCGGUGAGUGCUAGCUUCAGUAAGAAGAUGGGAGAACCUGGCGACCGUGUAAGCUUUGAUGUAGAAACCACUCCUGGAGCCUUUGUAGGAGUCCUAGCUAUCGAUAGGAGUGUCCAACUCUUGGCUGAUGGCAAUGACAUCACCCAUAACCAGGUAUUGGAGUCUGUUGGGCGGUUUGACACAACACCAGAUAAUUCCUGGGGUUAUAAUCCCUUCUUUGACUUUGCCUUCUGUUUCAUCCCAUAUCCUACAAGUGGAAUCAAUGCUGGUGAAAUUCUAAGGAAUGCAGGUAUGAUUUAUAUAACAGAUGGCAAUGUUGUUUACGUGGGAAGGCCUUGGUUACGAGAUCACGUCCCGGUUUUUGCGGCUGCUGGGGGUUUCGGUAACGCAGGAGCAGCUGAUGCAAAUGCUGAAUCAGGUGUCGGCAGAAAGAAUGAGGUAGGGCCUGUACCAGAGAAAAAGGUCCGUAAAGAAUUCCCUGAGACUUGGUUGUGGGUGGACACAGAAGCAGACUCUGCAGGCCGCGUUUCGAUCGAUACCACAUUCCCCGAUACUAUCACAUCCUGGGUUGGAACAGCUAUUUCAAUGGAUGCUGAAAAUGGAUUGGGAGUGACACAUAAUGCUUCUCGAGCUACUGUUUUCAAGGAGUUCUUUAUUUCCUUGAACUUGCCAUACUCAGUGAUCAGGGGUGAGAAGUUUGUUUUAGAGGCCAACAUCUUUAACUACCUGAAGAACAAUAUCUCGGCCAAUGUGGUUCUAGCUGCAUCACCCAACUAUGAAAUUCUGAAAGAUGGUCAACCAGUCUCAACAAUGGUGACUAAGACGGUGAAGGUGGCUGCUAAUAAGAGUGCUACAGCAAAAUUUGCAGUCAAUCCAUUGAAGAACGGCAUGAUUGAUCUCCGAGUCGAUGCCUCUGUACCAAAUAUGGGAGUAAGCGAUGCAGUCCUGCGUCGCUUGUUAGUCGAGCCCGAAGGCAUUGAGCAGGAAGAGGUAGUAUCACGUCUGGUGGACAUGUCUAACGUAGCAUUAUAUUCCCAGACAUUCAAUAUUAGUCUACCAAGCGAUGUUGUUCCCGACUCUAUCAGGGCUGUCCUGACUGCUACAGGUGACAUUCUUGGGCCCACCAUGGCAAACCUGGACCAGCUCUUGCGGAUGCCAACGGGAUGCGGAGAACAGACCAUGAUUGCCUUUGCUCCCGAUGUCUUCAUCUACAAGUAUCUCAGGGAGACGGGCCAAUCAAACCCCACUAUUGAACAGAAAGCUCUCCGCUUCAUGGAGAAGGGUUACCAAAAUGAGUUGAGAUACCAGCACGAAGAUGGUUCAUUUAGUGCCUUCGGUGAAAGAAACAAUGCGAAUGGCAGCACAUGGUUGACUGCCUUUGUGGUCCGUUCCUUCCUACAGGCUGAGUCAUACAUCUUCAUUGACCGUCAAGUGAUAGAAAGGGCAAUCAAUUUCCUUAUUGCCCACACAAAUGUAGAUGGUUCCUUCCAGAAGUCUGGACGGAUCAUUGAUCAUGGCAUUGAGGGAGGGGUGUCUUCAGUCCAGACAUUGACUGCAUACUGUGCCAUCACCAUGAAGCAAGUUCUCAUAUCUGAUAUUGUUUCCGAUUCCUCCAAACGUGAUGCUCAGACCAAAUUGACCGCAGCCAUAGGCUUCCUGGAACGCAGUUACGAUGGCAUCCAAGACGAUAAGUAUGCCAUGGCCAUCGUGACCUAUGCUCUUGCUCAAGGUGGAAGUAUGAACACCCAGACUUUCCUGAACAGACUGAAUACACUCCAAACUGUGGAAGAUGACGGAAGACUGAAAUAUUGGACAGACCAGGAUGAACAAUCGACCCCUGCUAAUGAUGAGUAUUACUACUGGUGGCGUGGACCUCCUUCUACCGCUGUUGAGAUGACUGGAUAUGGUCUGCUGACGUACUUGACGCAGAAUGACGUGACGGGUAGCAUUCCCAUAGCUGCAUGGCUCAGUCAACAAAGAAACUCUCUGGGAGGCUAUUCAUCCACACAGGACACGGUUAUUGCUCUGCUGGCAUUGACAAGCUAUGCUGAGGUGGUUGCUGGAGGCAAUAAGAAUAUGAUGCUAUCCAUCUCAACCACAGCUGAUCCUACGUACAACCAAGAUUUCACUAUUACUAAUGAGAAUGCUAUUAUCCUUCAACAGUUUGAGUUGACUGUGGACUCGGGAUCUAUCAAGGUAGAAGGAACCGGAGAAGGAUCAUUCCUUCUCUCCCUCAUCCUUCAUUAUAACCUGUAUGAAGUAAGGACCAGUGAUGUUUUCCAGACCACUAUCACAGUAUUGAGCGCAGAUACAGACUCAGUGGAGCUGCAGGCAUGUGCUAGAUAUACUGGCAAUGAAGGUACUGGUAUGGCUAUCAUGGAUAUAGGUAUCCCAUCUGGUUUCUACGCUGAGGAGAAUCGUCUCCAGAAUGCCAUCGACGAGGUUGCGUCUGCUACCAAGUAUGAGAUCUCAGGACAGAGUGUUAUUAUCUACUUGGAUGAGAUUUUUGCCGAUAGUACUACAUGCAUCACAGCCCAUGCUCGUCGCUCAGAGGUUGUAGCUGAAACCAAACCAAGCAUGUACCAAGUUUACCAAUACUAUGCCCCUGCUCAACGAUCUGUACAGUCAUACUCUGUAGACGCCCUCAGUAACACCGACAUCUGCCAAUUGUGCCGCGACUGCUGCUACGACGAUAGCGGUGCUGUCCCCUCAGCAACCACUCCUACAGUUCUUCUUCUUGUAUUGACAUUUACUACCGUCAUUGGGGGGAAAUGUGACUGCAGCAUAAGAUAUUGUUACGGGUAAAUGCAAAGAUGAUAAAUCAACAAACUUUGUGCAAAAAAAUUAAAAAAUCAUGAAAAUAUUGACUUCAUUACAGUAAAAUUUGCAAUUUAUUUCUCUUCUUGUGUAUGUUUGCUCAAUGUUUUUUUUUUUUCAGAUUAAAAAUGCAUUAGUAAAAUUUAUAUGCUAGUAAGUUUUUGUUCAGGUUAUAUUCUCUUUUUCUAUAUGAAAAGAUGCAAAUGGUCUAAAGAUAUUAUGAAUAUGUAUUAUCAUUUUGCUCAGUGAAUCAUUGUAAGAGUAUUUUCCUGGGACUUGAUCAGCAAAUGCAUCCAACCUGUUCAGAAAAAGGAAUAUUCUUAAUCAUAUUGUUUCUCUUUCAUGACCUGAAUUUAAAAAAGAAAAAUCAUGUAUUAAAGGCUCUACAUACACAUACUGUAUACCUUUAUCAUUCAGAUUGUUUACGAUCAUGGUACUGUCUUUCAUGUUAGGAAACAAAAGACUAACCUACGCAAAUUUCCUUGUAGUAAUAUUCUUUCAGAUUUUCAAAUGUCAUUAGGAUUCAUGAUGUAAUUUGUAUGAUUUUUAAGUUUGUAAAUUGAACAGCUGAUAGUUUACAUGUAUCAAUGCUCUGUUAUGUACAUAUUGCAGACAUGAUGAAAGUAUGCCUCUGCUUCAUUGCUUUAUGAAAUAUUUAAACCCAUGUUUUUGUAAAUUUAUAGUUGCCUUUCGAGUAUAUCCUUGUAUUUUAAUUAAGUAUGAAUAUUUACAAACAAUUGAAAUUCAUGAAAUACAGAUUGCAUGUAAUUGUUAUGAUGCAUAUACAUCAGUUGGCAUCAAUCUCAACUUGCAAACGUUUUGAAGAAAAAAAAUCAUAAUUAUAUGAAACAUUGUUGAAAUUCAGUCAUUCCUGCAGAUAUCUUUAAUAUCAUACAUGGCACUUGUUCAGUGUUCAGUCUUACCCAAAUCAUAUGAAGAAAUACAUGGAAAUUAAUUAUGAACUUUUAAUAAAUUUUGCUUUGUUAUAGAAGACGCUAUUUAAAACGUGUAUUUUUGCAUAAGUUUUUUUCUGUCUUGCUCAUUUUAGAAUAUGCACAUAAAAAUGCAAAUAAAAGCUGAAGUAGAAAGCC
Molecule: messenger RNA, 5681 nt
Organism: Lytechinus pictus (painted urchin)
Lineage: Eukaryota; Metazoa; Echinodermata; Echinoidea; Temnopleuroida; Toxopneustidae
Product: CD109 antigen-like
Exons: 32
Coding region: 1-4578 (1525 amino acids)
Cellular component (GO): extracellular region
Molecular function (GO): endopeptidase inhibitor activity
Source: RefSeq, a predicted model, not a curated record